Symbiodinium sp. CCMP2456 is the source of this 1482-nucleotide messenger RNA. NCBI's taxonomy places the organism in Eukaryota, Dinophyceae, Suessiales, Symbiodiniaceae. The record is from the annotation of a GenBank genome assembly.
GACUGGCUGGUGGAAAAGUUCAACCUGGACCUGUCCCUGGACGGACGCACAGAGGUCGCGGAGAAGACGGACCUGGCAUCAUCACGAAGGCCCAAGGUCUUCAAGCUGGUGACGGAGGGCAAGGCCUGUGUGGUCUGCGUCUACGAGAAGGGCGGCCAGACCUUCCAGGAGUUCGGCCCUGUGAUCCUGGCCUCAGGCGGCUUUGGCGAGGACUUCACCCAGAACUCGCUGCUGGCCAAGCACCGGCCGGGGCUGCUGCGCCUGCCCACCACCAACGGCAAGCACUGCACCGGCGACGGCAUCAAGAUGGGCGAGGAGACCGGCGCGAAGAGCGUCGACCUCGAGUGGGUGCAGGUCCACCCCACGGGCCUCGCGAAGCCCGACGACGCCCACGCCAAGAUCAAGUUCCUCGCCGCCGAGGCCCUCCGCGGCGUGGGCGGCAUCAUACUGAACGCCGAGAGCAAGCGCUUCUGCAACGAGCUGGGCCGCCGCGACUAUGUCACCGGCGAGAUGUGGAAGAGCAAACCGCCCUUCAGGCUUUGCCUCAACAAGGCCGCCUUUGACGAGAUCAACUGGCACUGCAAGCGCUACACCGGGCGUGGCGCUUUCCCCCCUUCUUUGCGCUUUGUGCGUGCGGAGGAUUCAGAGCAUCAGCUACAGCAAUUGGAUCUGAAUGAUUUCCCGAUGCUACGACCGCUUGGCCGCACAUGUCGAGCCUCAGAUCAAGCCCUGUUCGAUGGAGACGGACAACGGGCCCGUGCAGUCAUGGCUGCUACAGUCUUGGCGAAUGAGAUGACAGUCGUCGACGCGACCAACCACGUGGACCUCCCGGAGAUGAACUUCGACCGAUUCGGUGUUACGAUGCUACUCACGGUCUUCGUCGACCUGCAGUGGGCUAUCAACCUCCUGGUCAUCCUCAUUGCCUUCGGCUUCGUCUGGAAUUGGUGGAAGAGUUCGACUAUGACAACGCAGACAACACAACCUCGAACACGCCAACGUCAACGACCUCAUCCUCUACCUCCUGGCAAUCACCAGCGAGUCCGACCUCUACGAGCGCAGCAAGACUACGAGUGUCAACGAGCCCCGGGACCGUCUCAAGGACAACAACGGCACAAAUUCAAACCACAGGCAUGCGGCCAGACAUUGAGAUUGGGUACCUUAAAGACCAUGGUGCACGAGCGGGAUUCCAGCAUUGAAGUGCUGACCCACUACAAUGUCGAGUUGCAAGCGGAAAUUCGCGGAAUGUCUGAAAGAUUCAAGGAGACCAAAGAUGAGCUCAACAAUCUGCGGCGAGACUUCGAAGAAACAAACCAAAGGUUGGAGCAAGCGCAACGGCAAAACUUCAAUCGAGGAACACUACGCGAGCAACCCACACGUGCCACAGUUGGCAUUCAAGGCCCUUGCACUUAUACGCGAUGGAACAGCCACCCGCGCUUCACACCAAUGCGGGAAUCCGAAUGGGGUGCUUGGACUGUGCGGUGA